Tauraco erythrolophus (red-crested turaco) is the source of this 1490-nucleotide messenger RNA. RefSeq names its product C9orf72-SMCR8 complex subunit (gene C9orf72). Gene Ontology annotation, biological process: autophagy; endocytosis. NCBI's taxonomy places the organism in Eukaryota, Metazoa, Chordata, Aves, Musophagiformes, Musophagidae. The record is from RefSeq and is a predicted model, not a curated record. Gene Ontology annotation, cellular component: autophagosome; endosome. Gene Ontology annotation, molecular function: guanyl-nucleotide exchange factor activity.
AGGUAAUGUAAGCAUUUCAGGUAUACACAAGAGAGGAAGACGGCAUGUCAGCUCUUUGUCCACCACCAUCUCCUGCAGUUGCUAAAACGGAGAUCUCUUUGAAUGGCGAGUCACCUUUAUUAGCUGCCACUUUCGCUUACUGGGACAAUAUUCUUGGCCCCCGAGUGCGGCAUAUCUGGGCCCCAAAGACAGAACAGGUACUUCUCAGUGAUGGUGAAAUAACUUUUCUUGCUAACCACACCCUGAAUGGAGAAAUACUUCGGAAUGCAGAAAGCGGUGCAAUAGAUGUGAAGUUCUUUGUCUUGGCAGAAAAAAGGGUAAUCAUUGUGUCAUUAAUUUUUGAUGGAAACUGGAACGGAGACCGAAGCACAUAUGGACUAUCAAUUAUACUUCCACAAAGUGAACUUGGCUUCUACCUGCCACUUCACAGGGUGUGCGUGGAUAGGUUAACACAUAUUAUAAGGAAAGGAAGAAUAUGGAUGCAUAAGGAGAGGCAAGAACAUUUCCAGAAGAUUGUAUUGGAAGGCACAGAGAGAAUGGAGGAUCAGGGCCAGAGCAUCAUUCCAAUGCUGACAGGAGAAGUCAUUCCUGUAAUGGAGCUCCUUUCAUCUAUGAAAUCACACAGCGUUCCAGAAGAAAUCGAUAUAAGUGACACAGUGCUAAACGAUGAUGACAUUGGGGAUAGUUGCCAUGAAGGCUUUCUUCUCAAUGCAAUUAGUUCACACCUGCAGACCUGUGGUUGUUCUGUAGUUGUAGGAAGCAGCGCAGAAAAAGUUAAUAAGAUUGUGAGAACAUUGUGUCUGUUUCUUACACCGUCAGAGCGGAAGUGUUCCAGACUCUGUAGAAAUGAGUCUUCUUUCAAAUAUGAGUCAGGACUUUUUGUUCAAGGCUUACUCAAAGAUGCAACAGGAAGCUUUGUGUUGCCUUUCCGUCAAGUAAUGUAUGCCCCAUAUCCGACUACACAUAUAGAUGUAGACGUCAAUACAGUGAAGCAGAUGCCCCCUUGUCAUGAACACAUCUAUAACCAACGACGAUACAUGAGAUCUGAGCUGACAGCAUUUUGGAGAGCUAAUUCAGAUGAAGAAAUGUCUCAAGAUCAUAUUAUCCACACAGAUGAGAGUUUCACACCUGAUUUAAAUGUCUUUCAAGAUAUCCUGCAUCGAGAUACAUUAGUAAAAGCCUUCCUGGAUCAGAUCUUUCAUCUGAAGCCUGGCUUGUCUCUAAGGAGUACUUUCCUUGCACAAUUUCUGCUAGUCCUCCACAGGAAAGCCUUAAUUUUAAUAAAAUACAUAGAGGAUGACACGCAAAAAGGAAAAAAACCUUUUAAGUCUCUUCGUAGCUUAAAGAUAGAUCUUGACUUAACAGCAGAGGGCGAUCUUAACAUAAUAAUGGCUUUGGCCGAGAAGAUUAAACCAGGUCUACAUUCCUUCAUCUUUGGGAGGCCGUUCUACACUAGCGUACAAGAACGGGAUAUGCUCAUGACGUUUUAA